GAGUCCAUUUUGGGGCUGUGCUUGGCGCGUACCGUGCGGUCCCUGUAGUUGGAGGACGGGCGGUCGCGCGGCCUUUCCCACUAGCCGGAGGUCGGAGAUAAGUACCCGCCGCCCGGCUCCUCUCGGGAAAGCGGGGUGGUCCUCGAACCUUCAGCGAGGGUGGGGAGUUGCCCAGGUCAGCAGGGAUCUGCGUGGGUUGGGGGGGCUGGCGAAGGCCGUCUGAGCUCCAGUCCGGCAGCGCGGCAGAAACCAGCGGGGCACUGUCAUGGGCCUGGGGAGGAGCGGCCUGCGGAGGGCGCCGGGGCAGUGUGUCUGUGGUCCAGAAAACCUGCUCCGUCCGGAGCCUUCCUGGCCCCGCUACCAGCGUCUCCACAUCCCCUAGAAAAGAAAAGACGGGUGUGGGCCUUAGGUUACAGCGCGCCGCCAGCGUUUGGUUGCAUGGCGCCGGGGGAGGGCGCCCUAACCGAGAAGCUGCUUAAUACAAAGAGCUCCAGGCUCCUGGCGGUUCACCAGGUCUAAACAGCCGGGCUUUAUUUGUGGGGGCGAUUGAAAAAAUUGAGGGUCAAGAUUGGGGUGCUGUGCAAAUAAAUGCGUUAAUACUGUUCUUUUUCUUCUUUCUUUGCAGUAGCCUCUAGUUCGUUAGUCAAAACGUGAAAAAAAAGACCUGCUUUGCCCUGGGAAAUAGUAACCCUGCCAAAUACAUCAGCUUGUAGGAGACAGAGGAUGUGAUGGAGCUGCUUGAAGAAGAUCUCACAUGCCCUAUUUGUUGUAGUCUGUUUGAUGAUCCACGGGUUUUGCCUUGCUCCCACAACUUCUGCAAAAAAUGCUUAGAAGGUAUCUUAGAAGGGAGUGUGCGGAAUUCCUUGUGGAGACCAGCUCCAUUCAAGUGUCCUACAUGCCGUAAGGAAACUUCAGCUACUGGAAUUAAUAGCCUGCAGGUUAAUUACUCCCUGAAGGGUAUUGUGGAAAAGUAUAACAAGAUCAAGAUCUCUCCCAAAAUGCCAGUAUGCAAAGGACACUUGGGGCAGCCUCUCAACAUUUUCUGCCUGACUGAUAUGCAGCUGAUUUGUGGGAUCUGUGCUACUCGUGGGGAGCACACCAAACAUGUCUUCUGUUCUAUUGAAGAUGCCUAUGCUCAGGAAAGGGAUGCCUUUGAGUCCCUCUUCCAGAGCUUUGAGACCUGGCGUCGGGGAGAUGCUCUUUCUCGCUUGGAUACCUUGGAAACUAGUAAGAGGAAAUCCCUACAGUUACUGACUAAAGAUUCAGAUAAAGUGAAGGAAUUUUUUGAGAAGUUACAACACACACUGGAUCAAAAGAAGAAUGAAAUUCUGUCUGACUUUGAGACCAUGAAACUUGCUGUUAUGCAAGCAUAUGACCCAGAGAUCAACAAACUCAACACCAUCUUGCAGGAGCAACGGAUGGCCUUUAACAUUGCUGAGGCUUUCAAAGAUGUGUCAGAACCCAUUGUAUUUCUGCAACAGAUGCAGGAGUUUAGAGAGAAAAUCAAAGUAAUCAAGGAAACUCCUUUACCUCCCUCUAAUUUGCCUGCAAGCCCUUUAAUGAAGAACUUUGAUACCAGUCAGUGGGAAGACAUAAAACUAGUCGAUGUGGAUAAACUUUCUUUGCCUCAAGACACUGGCACAUUCAUUAGCAAGAUUCCCUGGAGCUUUUAUAAGUUAUUUUUGCUAAUCCUUCUGCUUGGCCUUGUCAUUGUCUUUGGUCCUACCAUGUUCCUAGAAUGGUCAUUAUUUGAUGACCUGGCAACUUGGAAAGGCUGUCUUUCAAACUUCAGUUCCUAUCUGACUAAAACAGCCGAUUUCAUAGAACAAUCAGUUUUUUACUGGGAACAGGUGACAGAUGGGUUUUUCAUUUUCAAUGAAAGAUUCAAGAAUUUUACUUUGGUGGUACUGAACAAUGUGGCAGAAUUUGUGUGCAAAUAUAAACUAUUAUAAAAUCUGUUUCAAGUAUGCAGUUUUCUUUUGUUAGAAAUUGUUAGAGAAUAGAGAGUGGUAAUUCAGAUUUGGUCAACGAUUCUAGUCACAUAUUUUCCUCCAAAAGUAUUCCUUCCAAAAAUAAUCUAUACAUGUUCAAAUUAGGUAGCAUAAAGAUAAAAGUGAAAUUUAGUAGUAUAGGCCUGAACCUUUUUUUGUUUAAAAGAGUGCUUUUGAAAUAAGCAUCCACCCCAAAUGUUGGUUGUAUUUAUGCUGUGAUAAAAAUAGGUGAGAGAUCAUAUGAUCUAAUAUUGUAUUGAUGGAAGUAUAGGUAGUAUAGUAGUGAUUGUUCUUCAAGCAUGCAGUAAAGAUCACUUUUUUUUUUUUUUUUUUUUUUGAGAUGGAGUCUUGCUCUGUCGCCCAGGCUGGAGUGCAGUGAUGCAAUCUUGGCUCACUGCAGCCUCUACCUCCCAGGUUCAAGUGAUUAUCCUGCCUUAGCCUCCUGAGUAGCUGGGAUUACAGGCGCGUGCCACCACGCCCAGCUAAUUUUUUGUAUUUUUAGUUGAGACAGGGUUUCACUGUCCCUUAAGACCAUCCUGUUAGCCAAGAUGGUCUUGAUCUCCUGACCUCGUGAUCCGCCUGCCUCGGCCUCCCAAAGUGCUGGGAUUACAGGUGUGAGCCACCGUGCCCAGCCAAAGACUGCUCUUAAAGCACCUUUUUGACAGUGAACAUGGUCUAAAAAAGGGAAGAUAUUGUAGAAGAUUUCACACACACACGCGUGUGUGGGAGACAACUAAAGGUAUUGAAGGUACUAAUUAAUUAGAUUUCCAAAAUUUUCUACAGAGAGUUAAUUAUCACCAAAAUGUGAAUGGUACAUACAAAACCUGGCAUUUUCUUGUGAUAAGUUUACAUUUUUAGGAGAGUGGAGCUUUCAAUCUGCCCUUUUCUCCUUUGUUUUUGUAGUUUUCACCAAAGAUGAUCAACUAGAAAUGUUAAGUGGCUAUGCAAGCAAAAGCAUAGAUAGGUUAAAAAAAAGGAUCAGCUGGCUGGGCAGGGUGGCUCAUGUCUAUAAUCUCAGCAUUCUAGGACAGUGAUGUGGGAGGAUUAUUUGAGGCUAGGAGUUCCAGUUCGAAACCAGCUUCGUAAACAUAGCAAGACCCAGUCUCUACCAAAAAAAAAAAAAAAAAAAAAAAAAAAAAAAAUAUAUAUAUAUAUAUACACACACACACACACAUAUGUACACAUACAUAUAUAUACAUAUAUAUGUAUAUAUAGAACACAUGGCAAGAGCAGGAAAUGGGAAGACUACCUUUUUUCUGGCAGCUAUGUGUUGUUUUGUUCGAAAGAUGGCAAGUGUACAACCAAACCAAUCCACUUGCUUACAGAAAGAAUGUUUAGUGUAGUUAAGACUAAUUUGACAACAGAUAAAACAGUCUGUCAGCUAUUACAAAGUAAUCAGCUGAACACUAAUGCUGUUCUGUCUGCUCACAAGAGAUAAAGAUACCCUCUCAUGGAAUAAACACCUUGCUUAGAAUUCAUAUAACAAAGAAGUAACCUUAUAACUGCUCUCUAGUCUGCCUUAUUUGUGUCAUAGAGUAAGAUAUUCCUUGAAAGCCCAUUAAGUGGAAUAGACUUUCUGAAAAUAAGAGUUCUUUACCUCAGUCCUCCUCUAAUUUGGUUGAGAGGAGGUAAUGAAAAUGGGGACAGGAUAAAAGGUGGCAACUAAAUUUAAAGCACAGAAGAAAUGAUUUCCUUCUAGCUAUGAGAAUAGUCAAAUUGAGCUUGCCAGGCUGUCUCAUUCCUAACAUGUAAUUCAUGAUUUAGCCACUAAAUUUCUAAGGAGAUCAUAAGAAAUUAAGAAAAACGUUUAAGUCUAGCCUCUGCGUGGUAGACAGGUAUGGGGAGGGAGAAUGCUUUUCCCCUCCCAGUAAUAAAAAAAAAAAAAAAAAAAAUAUAUAUAUAUAUAUAUAUAUAUAUAUAUAUAUAUAUAUAUAUAUAUAUAUAUAUAGUUUUACUAGGUUUUCAUGGAUAAGUUUUUAAAUGUAAGACAGGAAAGGGAUCUAUUUGAUGUCUAUCUUCAGAUAUAUUGGCAGUUUUCCUUAAGCUAUUUAGUUCCUCAUCUGUUGCUUUUUCAUUUUGUAUACUGCAAGUUCCCAGGCAACUCGAAUUUGCAAACACAGCCAUGGAUACACUAUUUACCUUACAGUAGUUUCCUGGGAAUCUAAGUCUGGUUUUUGUUAUUCUUCCCUCCCCUCCACUGCAUAAUCAUGUAUAACUAGCAACAUUUAUGGUUAUAGGUUGAUUUCCUAAGUGUGGCUGAUGGUAGCCUCUAGUUUGAAGUGAGGGAAGAAUGAGUAGUCAGGAACUGGUCACUUUGAAUGUGGGAGGGAAGAUAUUCACGACAAGGUUUUCUACGAUAAAGCAGUUUCCUGCUUCUCGUUUGGCACGCAUGUUAGAUGGCAGAGACCAAGAAUUCAAGAUGGUUGGUGGCCAGAUUUUUGUAGACAGAGAUGGUGAUUUGUUUAGUUUCAUCUUAGAUUUUUUGAGAACUCACCAGCUUUUAUUACCCACUGAAUUUUCAGACUAUCUUAGGCUUCAGAGAGAGGCUCUUUUCUAUGAACUUCGUUCUCUAGUUGAUCUCUUAAACCCAUACCUGCUACAGCCAAGACCUGCUCUUGUGGAGGUACAUUUCCUAAGCCGGAACACUCAAGCUUUUUUCAGGGUGUUUGGCUCUUGCAGCAAAACAAUUGAGAUGCUAACAGGGAGGAUUACAGUGUUUACAGAACAACCUUCAGCGCCGACCUGGAAUGGUAACUUUUUCCCUCCUCAGAUGACCUUACUUCCACUGCCUCCACAAAGACCUUCUUACCAUGACCUGGUUUUCCAGUGUGGUUCUGACAGCACUACUGAUAACCAAACUGGAGUCAGGUAUUUUGUACUUUGCAGUAUUUCUCUUGUAUACCAGUUUGUGAUGUUUUCUCUAAAAACUUGAAGUUCCUCAGGCCUGUAACUUCUGGAAAAGAUGAUUAUUCAAAAUAAUGUUUUGGGGUAACCAGUGGAGUUGGGUAGAAUGACCAAAUAAUUAUUUUCCAAACUGGGAUACUUUUUAGAGUGAAAGGGGCUAUUAUUAGGUGGGACAAAAGGAAUAAAUGAAGACUGCCCAGAAAAAACUGAGACUAUGGACAUUCAAAUCAUGGGAGAAAAUAAUUUUGUAGAUUAUGUUCCAUUGCUAAUGAAUUUGACUUAGAAAAGAAUUGCCUUAUUUUUAAGAGAUUGUUUCAGUGGUUCACAUAAAGGCUCGCUCACUGGUUUCUCUUGAGUUCCUUACACACUAUAUAAGUUGUUCUUUCAGUUUUAUGAUUCAACUACUGUUUUUCCUUCAGCUGACUUUAUUUUUAAACACCCUUAAAGACAGAUAUAUCUCAUGGCAAAUUUGGUAUCCUGUUACAGCCUUGGCUCUUAAACAACUCAAAAUAUUGGGAUAGGCUGUCAGUAUGUUAAGGAUAGUUGCUCCUGAGUCAAUUCUUCACUUACUCCCUCUGUUGUUCUUGGCUGGAUCCUAACGCUGAUUUCCACUCUGCUGUCACAAACAUUUUUCCCCCCGUAAAAUGUCUUAAUGCUGUCCUACCAUUAUUUUACCAACUGUGAAAGCUGGCUUUAAUUUUUAGGAGGAAAAGAAAAGCCUGCAUGUGUUCUUUAUUGGUAUCAUUUAAAAUAUACUUUUUUUUUUUUUUUUGGUAAAGGUAGGCGUAUUUUAAGAUAUUUUCUUAACUUGAGCAGUAGCCAACAGGAAGGAUACCAGUGUCUCUCUCUCUUAGCGACACACUCCUUGGUCUUGCUUACCAACUGGAGGACACUAGGUAGAAUAACCGAGUAUGACAAUUCUUAAUUGUUUACAUUUUAUAACUUCCUGUCCUUCAAAAGAGUUUGAAAUGUCAUUUUGGGAAAAGAGAGCCAGUCAAGCUAGUAGGCUGAUUGUGAAGAAAAUCUAAUACCUUAUCUUUAUCUCAAACCUCUGUACAACUUUAUUUUCAUUGAUGGGAUACUUUAACAAAAAUGAAAUUUUUUUUGGUUUUUAAAAUAUGAGUGAUUAUGACCUCUUUGGGGAUCAUGCUUCAAAAAGUCAGAAACCUAGAGACAAAACUGUCAUUGAUUUUUAAGAAGAAACACACUAGGUCAAAAGAAGAUGUCCUGGAAAUACGAAGUACUCUUUAAAAACCAUGCAUUUGGAGAAAGUAAUUGUUUCCUUGAAAAACAUGAUUAAAAACUAAAACUGGGAUGUUCCUGUGUGUACACAGUGCCAAAUGGUUUUCCCUUUUUAUGUUGUGUUUUAGAAACAGCACGAAAGUUUUUUCCAUUUUAAAGUGAGAAAACAUUAUAUUUAGACUUCCAUAAUUCCAAAAUCAGAAGCUAUUUUUAAAAUUAGCAUUUUCUUGCAUCACCAAAUGGUAUUCAAUUGUUUGAAGCUCAAAAUUUUUACCAUUCCAUAAAUGUUUGUGAAUUUUUAGACAGUGCCAAUUUAAAAGUAGAGAUAGCCAAUCUGAAUACGGUGAAAUUAUGGGGAUCUCUGGUGAUUGGGAUGAAAACUCUGGCCUUAAAAGGUCCACUUUUAGUAUAUAAUUGCCUAAUUAGCAAUCAUUUUUAUUUUUUGCUCACUCCCUGGUCUGAAUCUAUCUGUCUAUUCAGAUAUUUUUUGGUAGGUUUGGAAAAUGGAGAAGUGAGCCUAAUUGGUGCCUAAUUGUCUGGUGUAUCAUUCACUUUAUUCAGUUUGUUCUAUCAAUAUGAUUUACCCCUCAAGGUUAACCUAGCAGGUUGCUCAGUUAUUAUCUCUCAAGGUCACAGUACUAGAAAUACUUGGCUUGCAUCUUUCAGAUGCCAUUCAUGUUAUCAAGCUCAAAUUAUAGUUGGUCACAGGAUUCUAAAGUCUUUAUUUGACUUCUCCUUUUUGAACUGGCUCAAAUGGAAAAGUGUAGUUGCUUUUAAAUGUUAAAAAUAAGUUUAAACUUUAUAUUUCCCAUUGGUUUCCCCUAUUUUGUCCUUUCUUUGUGUGCUUGAAAUAUUUUAUUUUUCAGUUUGUCCUCAUAGGGAAUCAAGUAUUUUAGCUAGGUGAUGUCUUGCAAGUACGUUCCACUUUGUUACAAUCUACUAUCUGUAUAUACUAUUUGUAUCUUAAUUCUUUUAUGAGAUGUUCUGUAACAUUUUUCUCACUUUGACAAAUGUUUUUAGACUGUACAGUCAAGAUCUGGCGCUUGGGGGUAAGUGGAAUGAUUUGCUAAUAUUGAGAAUCUGUUGUAUCAAACAUAAUAAACUUUUUUUGAGAUGUG
Molecule: messenger RNA, 7255 nt
Organism: Homo sapiens (human)
Lineage: Eukaryota; Metazoa; Chordata; Mammalia; Primates; Hominidae
Gene: TRIM13
Product: tripartite motif containing 13
Exons: 2
Coding region: 729-1952 (407 amino acids)
Biological process (GO): positive regulation of DNA-templated transcription; protein ubiquitination
Cellular component (GO): endoplasmic reticulum quality control compartment; endoplasmic reticulum membrane; cytoplasm
Molecular function (GO): zinc ion binding; ubiquitin protein ligase activity
Source: RefSeq, marked reviewed